AAUUAGAAAAGAAGGGCCGAACGGCCCUGAAAACAGAAGAAGACGUGAGGUUAUGUUGUGAUGGAUUUUUGAGAUGUCAAUUUUAUAAAUUUAAAAUUUAAUUAAAAAUCAAAAGGGAUUUUAUUUUAUGUCUGAUAGUUACUGGUAUAUUAAAACUAUAAAAAAUAUUUUAAGUUUGAAAUGAAUAAUGUAUUUAUGUUCUAUAUUAAAAGGAAAACCAAAACACUUACAGAGAAGUUUUUACUCAGUGAAAAAAUUAAUUAAAGAUGAAGAUAACUUAGGCCGAAGACUUUAUCAACAAAUUAAAGUCAAAGGUCCUAUAACUGUAGCUGAUUAUAUGAAGGAAGUACUUACUAAUUCUACAAUGGGAUAUUACAUGCAUAAAGAUGUUUUUGGAGUCUCGGGUGAUUUUAUCACAUCUCCAGAAAUCACUCAGAUGUUUGGAGAAAUUGUAGCUGUUUGGUUAAUAAAUGAGUGGCAAAAAAUGGGGUCUCCAAAGCCGCUACAGAUAGUUGAACUGGGACCAGGAAGAGGAACUUUGGCCAGUGAUAUCCUGAGAGUGUUUAAUCAUUUUAAAGUACUAGAGCAAACACGCUUACAGCUUGUUGAGAUUAGUACAACGUUAAGUGAAAUUCAAGCUAAAAAGUUGUGUAAUCAAAAUAAUGUAAUCGAUGAGAAUCAGCCUAUCUACAGAACUGGUAUCACACAUGAAGGUAUUCCUGUUAAUUGGUAUAAGAACUUAUAUGAUAUACCAAAGUGCUUUACUCUUUUAAUAGCCCACGAAUUUUUUGAUGCUUUACCUAUUCACAAAUUCAUCAGAACAAAUAAGGGAUACAGAGAAGUCCUCAUAGAUAUUGAUCCUAGUUUUGUUGGAAAUGGCGAUAUUAAUGAGCCCAAAUUCAGAUAUGUGCUUUCUCGACAUGAAACUCCAAUGCAAAAGAAACUCAUAAGACCAAAUGAAAAUCGGGAACAUGUUGAAAUAUCUCCAGACAGUAUGAUGGUAUACGUAGAAAUUUGUGAACGAAUUAAAGAAUCAGGUGGUUUGGCGUUAAUUUGUGAUUAUGGUAAUUUGAGAUGCGCAACAGAUUCAUUUAGAGCAUUUAAGAAACACAAACAAGUGGAUCCCUUAGUCCAGCCUGGAUCCGCUGACUUGACAGCAGACGUAGAUUUCAGCGCUAUUAAAGAUGCUGCAGACGAAGUAAAAGGCAUCCUAACCUUUGGCCCUACUACCCAACGAGAGUUUCUUCUACAAACUGGUUUGGAGUUCAGAUUUAAAGUUCUGAAAGAUAAGAUAAACGAUGAAAAAAAUAUAAUCAAUUUAAACGAAUCUUACAAAACCUUAAUUGACGAAGAUAAAAUGGGAGAAAGAUUUAAAUUUAUGGCGCUCUUCCCCGAAACGAUGAAAAUAAUUUUCGAGCAUUACCCGGUUAUUGGAUUUUCUGCUAAGUGAAUAUAGUUGUACUUGUUAUUGAACGAUUUUAUGUAUAAAAUGAAAGUUGGUUCUUAAUUGAAUUGUAUCUGCAAUAUGUUUUAUACCUUUCUUUAAAAGAAUACUUUGAAUAAAUAUUCGUAUUGCGUUUUUUAAA
Diabrotica virgifera virgifera (western corn rootworm) is the source of this 1586-nucleotide messenger RNA. Its product is annotated as protein arginine methyltransferase NDUFAF7, mitochondrial. The coding region runs from base 188 to 1450 and encodes 420 amino acids. The record is from RefSeq and is a predicted model, not a curated record. NCBI's taxonomy places the organism in Eukaryota, Metazoa, Arthropoda, Insecta, Coleoptera, Chrysomelidae. The transcript is spliced from 6 exons. Gene Ontology annotation, cellular component: mitochondrion. Gene Ontology annotation, biological process: mitochondrial respiratory chain complex I assembly. Gene Ontology annotation, molecular function: protein-arginine omega-N symmetric methyltransferase activity.